This is a messenger RNA of Naumovozyma castellii, 1380 nucleotides long. RefSeq names its product Far10p (gene FAR10). Lineage: Eukaryota; Fungi; Ascomycota; Saccharomycetes; Saccharomycetales; Saccharomycetaceae. The record is from RefSeq and is a predicted model, not a curated record. The transcript has a single exon. Bases 1 to 1380 code for a protein of 459 amino acids.
AUGGAUAUUACAAGGAAGGGUAGCACACAAGCAUUGACUAAUAACCUUAAGAAGAAGAAGGGGCAUACGCGAUCUAGAGACGUGAAGGAAAUACCGUCUAAACGUGCCCAUCUGAUGUUCCCAAGAAGAAAAUAUGUGAAAGUGGUCGUUCUGAGAUCUUUGAAUGGGACAUUUGAUUCUAAAUAUUUGAUUGUGCCCUUUAAACCUGACGGGUUGAAGUUUGGUAGACCCGUUGCCAAUAACAAUAGCAGUGCCAACAAUAACAACAAUAACAAUAAUGGUAGCAGUGGAGGUAAUGGUAAAAAUAAUGAGAACAUUCAACAGCAACAACAGCAGACAGUGCAAGUGAGGCAGGAUAAUGGAUAUUUUGAUUCAAGGGUGUUGUCAAGAAAUCAUGCAUUAUUAAGUUGUAACCCCAAAAACGGUGCCAUAUACAUCAAAGACUUGAAAUCAAGUAAUGGGACCUUUGUUAACGGAGACAGAAUAGAUCAAAGAGAUAAAGAAUUGAAUGUCGGAGACGUUUUAGAUCUAGGUACUGAUAUUGACACCAAAUUCGAGCAUAGAAAAAUUAGUGCGUUUGUUGAAGAUAUACAUGUCCUACCUCUGAUUCCAACGUGUCCUGAGGUGGAUCCCAGAGAAGAUAUAUCCUUUGUCGAAGAUGUUGAUUUGUCGCUUAUACAGAGAGCUGCAUUUGAAACAAGUUUGUUUGGUGAUACCGACAAUAUUGAGCUUGAAGAGACUAUUUUUGGCACUGACACAGAAGUACUUAGUGGUAUAUUUAUCAAUAAUUCAAUUGGUACAAGCUCCAAUUUAACAAAUACUAUUAAAUCUAUUGCAUCCGAUAUCUCUCUGAGGAAAUAUGAUUAUACGAAAUUAAGAGGCAUUGAGUCGUUUCUUGUCAAUUAUACCGCAUCAUUGGACUAUUCCAACAAACUUAUAUUAGAAAAGAAUGAUCAUCAAUUAAUGCAACUACAGAAUGAUCUUCGGAAAAAACUUUCAGAAGAACAAGAUGUCCUAAUGGCGGAACAUCAACAACGAAUUAAUGAAAUUGAAAGUGCAAAGGCAGAAUUGAAACGCUCCAUUAAGCGUGAUGAAAAGCGAUCUAAAGAUGAAAUCAGUGGUAUAGAAAUGGAACUAGAAGAUCUAAAAACAAGAUUAGAAGUGGAAACAUUUAAAAAUGCUCAAUUAACUAAAGAAAAUAAAUCUCUUGAAGAUGCAGAGCGUCUUCAAGAGGAGGAAAUGUCGAAACUAAAGAGAACAGAUAACAUUGAUAAAGAGGUCAAAAAAUCAAGGUCACAUCUAAUAUUGUUUACUCUUGGUGCCGUUUCCCUUGGAAUACUUGCAUUUACCCUUAGAUAUAUAUUUAGAUCAUAUAAAUGA